ACGUGCUCCUCCUGUCCUUCUGGCGGAACGUGCUUCCCGCUGCGGGGACGUUUGAGCCAUGGCAGCCCUGCUGAGAUCCUCGUGUUGGCUGCUGCGUGCCGGGGCGGCCCCGCGCCUCCCGCUCUCCCUGCGCCUCCCGCUCUCCCUGCGCCUCCUCACUGGCGGCCCGGGCCGGCCGCAUGCCGCCUCCUAUCUGCCUGCCGCUCGCGUCGGGCCCGUGGCCGGAGGACUACUGAGCCCCGCCAGGCUGUAUGUCAUUGCCGCCGAAAAAAAGGAUAUUCAAGAGGAGUCCACUUUUUCUUCUAGAAGGAUUGCCAAUCACUUUGAUUGGGCUCUGAUGAGACUAGAUAAUUCUGUUCGAAGAACUGGCCGCAUUCCAAAGUCGCUUCUACAAAAAGUCUUUGAUGACACCUGCCGCUCAGGUGGCCCAGGUAGUAGUCAUGCCUUGCUUCUACUACGUAGCUGUGGUUCUCUCUUGCCUGAACUAAAACUUGAAGAGAGAACAGAAUUUGCUCAUAGGAUAUGGGACAAACUUCAGAAAUUAGGUGCUGUGUAUGAUGUGAGUCACUAUAAUGCUUUACUUAAAGUCUAUCUUCAAAAUGAAUAUAAAUUCUCACCAACUGAUUUCCUGGCAAAAAUGGAGGAAGCGAACAUUCAACCAAAUCGAGUGACAUACCAGAGAUUGAUUGCUUCUUACUGUAAUACGGGAGAUAUUGAAGGUGCCAGCAAGAUUCUUGGAUUUAUGAAAACUAAGGAUCUCCCAGUUACAGAGGCAGUAUUCAGUGCCCUUGUGACAGGGCAUGCCAGAGCUGGUGAUAUGGAGAAUGCAGAAAACAUUCUCACAGUGAUGAGAGAUGCUGGAAUUGAUCCUGGUCCAGACACAUACCUCGCAUUAUUGAAUGCGUAUGCUGAGAAGGGCGACAUUGACCAUGUUAAGCAGACUCUGGAGAAGGUGGAGAAGUCCGAGCUUCACCUUAUGGACCGUGAUUUAUUGCAAAUUAUUUUUAGCUUCAGUAAAGCUGGGUAUCCUCAGUAUGUCUCAGAAAUUUUGGAAAAAGUUACAUGUGAAAGAAGAUAUAUUCCAGAUGCAAUGAACCUCAUUUUACUUUUAGUCACUGAAAAAUUGGAAGAUGUAGCUUUGCAAAUUUUACUAGCAUGCCCUGUAUCAAAGGAAGAUGGCAUAAGUGACUUUGGCGGUUUCUUUUUACGACACUGUGUGACUAUGAAUACGCCUGUGGAGAAGCUAACAGACUACUGUAAGAAGUUAAAGGAAGUCCAGAUGCACUCCUUUCCUCUGCAGUUCACCCUCCAUUGUGCUUUACUUGCCAAAAACACUGAUUUGGCAAAAGCCCUAAUGAAGGCUGUGAAGGAGGAAGGUUUUCCUAUCAGAACUCACUAUUUCUGGCCAUUGCUAGUUGGACAUCAGAAGGAAAAAAAUGUUCAAGGUAUAAUUGAAGUCCUGAAAGGAAUGCAAGAAUUGGGAGUACAUCCUGAUCAGGAAACAUAUGUAGAUUAUGUGAUUCCAUGCUUCAGUAGUGUAAAGUCAGCACGUGCCAUUUUGCAGGAAAAUGGAUGUCUGUCUAAUAGUGAUACGUUUUCUCAAGCUGAAUUGAGAAGCGAAGCAGUAAAUGGGAACUUAGACUUUGUAUUAUCAUUUUUGGAAUCAAAUACAUUGCCUCUCUCACUGCAGUCUAUAAGAAGUAGCCUACUGCUAGGCUUUAGGAGGUCUAUGAAUAUAAAUCUUUGGAGCAAGAUAACAGAAUUGUUGUACAAGGAUGGACGUUAUUGCCAGGAGCCUCCAGGACCAACGGAAGCUGUUGGCUAUUUUCUUUAUAACUUGAUUGACAGCAUGAGUGACUCAGAGGUACAGGCCAAGGAGGAGCGUUUGAGACAAUACUUCCAUCAGCUGAAGGAGAUGAAUGUAAAAAUUCCUGAAAAUAUCUACAGAGGCAUUCGUAAUCUACUGGAUAGCUACCAUGUUCCUGAAUUGAUUAAGGAUGCUUAUAUGUUGGUUGACAGUGAGGAUUUAGACUCUCGAAAAACUCUGCGACUUAGGUCAUCUGAAUUGGAGUCUAGACUUGAAACAUUAAAAGCUGAAGAUCAACCUAUAAGAGAUGUCCUAAAGCAACUCAUAUUAGCACUUUGUUCCCAAGAGAAUAUGCAAAAAGCCCUUGAAUUGAAAGCAAAAUAUGAAUCAGACAUGGUUAUCAGUGGUUAUGCAGCUUUAAUAAAUUUAUGCUGUCGACAUGAUAAUGCAGAAGAUGCCUUGAACUUGAAAGAAGAAUUUGACCGCUUAGAUUCAUCUGCUGUCCUUGACACCAGCAAGUAUGUAGGCCUUGUAAGAGUAUUGGCAAAGCAUGGCAAGCUCCAAGAUGCUAUUAACAUUCUGAAGGAGAUGAAAAAGAAGGAUGUUCCUAUCAAAGAUUCAACAGUCUUGUCCUUUUUCCACAUCCUAAAUGGCGCAGCUUUAAGAGGUGAAAUUGAAACAGUAAAACAGUUGCAUGAAGCCAUCGUGACUCUAGGCUUAGCAAAACCAUCCACCAACAUAAGUUUCCCAUUGGUCACUGUAUACCUGGAAAAGGAUGACCUAUCUACUGCUCUUGAUGUCGCCAUUGACUGCUGUGAAAAGUAUAAAAUAUUACCAAGGAUGCAUGAUAUCUUGUGUAAACUGAUAGAGAAAGGCGAGACUGAUCUAAUUCAGAAAGCAAUGGACUUUGUGAGCCAAGAACAAGGUGAAAUGAUGAUGCUCUAUGAUCUCUUCUUUGCCUUCCUACAAACAGGAAAUUACAAAGAGGCCAAGAAGAUCAUUGAGACUCCAGGGAUUAGAGCUCGAUCUACAAGGCUUCAGUGGUUUUGUGACAAAUGUAUUGCGAAUAAUCAGGUUGAAACUCUGGAAAAAUUAGUGGAGCUGACACAGAAGCUAUUUGAAUGUGAUAGAGACCAGAUGUACUACAAUCUGCUAAAACUGUAUAAAAUGAAUGGUGACUGGCAAAAAGCUGAUGCUGUCUGGAAUAAAAUCCAAGAAGAAAAUAUUAUUCCUCGUGAGAAGACAUUAAGAUUAUUAGCGGAAAUCCUUAGAGAUAGUAACCAGGAAGUUCCAUUUGACGUACCUGAGUUGUGGUAUGAAGAUGAAAAACAUUCCCUGAAUUCUUCAUCGGAUUCUUCAUCAGACUCAACCACAGAACCUGAUUUCCAGAAAGAUAUAUUGAAUGCCUGCCGAUUGAAGCAAAGCAAAGGAGCAUAUGGUAUUUUCCUGAAAGCAAAACAGCAAAACGUUGUAUUUAAUGCUGAAACCUACAGUGAUCUCAUUAAAUUACUGCUGUCAAAAGAGUAUUUUACACAAGCAGUGGAAGUGAAAGCAUUCGCGGAGACCCACAUCAAGGGCUUCACACUGAACGAUGCUGCCAACAGCCUCCUCAUCAUAACGCAAGUUAGGCGGGAUUAUUUGAAAGAGGCUCUAAGAACGCUGAAAACAGCAUUGGAUCAGCAGCAGACCCCUUCUAAGGUAGCAGUGACCCGCCUCAUCCAGGCAUUGGCCAUGAAGGGUGAUGUUGAAAACAUAGAAGUAGUUCAGAAGAUGGUAAAUGGACUCGAAGACUCCCUUGGACUUUCAAAAAUGGUUUUCAUCAAUAACAUUGCUUUGGCACAAAUAAAGAACAAUAACAUAGAUGUCGCAGUAGAAAACAUUGAAAAUAUGCUUACUUCAGAGAAUCAAGUCAUUGAACCCCAAUUCUUCGGCUUGGCAUACUUAUUCAGAAAAGUAAUAGAGGAGCAGUUGGAACCAGCAGUUGAAAAGAUAAGCAUCAUGGCAGAGAGAUUGGCCAAUCAGUUUGCAAUUUAUAAACCUGUCACUGAUUUUUUCCUUCAACUUGUGGACGCAGGCAAGGUGGAUGAUGCCAGAGCUCUCCUACAGAGAUGUGGUGCAAUUGCUGAACAAACCCCGAUUUUGUUGCUGUUCUUCCUUAGAAAUUCUGGGAAACAAGGAAAGGCAUCAACUCUGAAAUCUCUGUUAGAAUUGAUUCCUGAAUUAAACGAAAAGGAAGAAGCAUAUAGUUCCCUCAUGAAAAGCUAUGUCUCAAAGAAAGAUGUCACAUCUGCUAAAGCACUGUAUGAACAUUUGACUGCAAAGAAUGCAAAAUUGAAUGAUCUGUUUCUCAAGCGUUAUGCAGUUUUGCUGAAGAAUGCUGGAGAGUCUGUCCCUUUCACUGAACCCCCUGAAAGCUUUGAAUUUUAUGUACAGCAGCUAAAAGAAUCGAGGGAAAAUUCUUCCUGAAAUAAGCAGGCGAUACUUUGUUUUGUAUAUAUGUGUGAUUCUGUGUCUACAUGUUAUUUUGAAGUGUAUUUGAAGGGAAAAACAAAUGAAAAUUUUCUUUGUGUGACACAUGUUCAAAGUCUUAUUGACCAUAACUGUGCGCUUGGUUAUUGGACAUUUUUGGAGUUUUUUUUCUCUGGCAUAAAUUGAUAGCAUUUUCCUCAGUGCUGCUGCUGUGGGAAGCCACACUUUUUCAAGAUUCUUCCCCUAAUUGGCUCUUUGGUUUCCCUGCUCUAUUUCAUUUAUUUCAUUAAAAUGUUAUUCCUUUAUUUAAGACUUGCUUAUUAGUCUGCUAUUUCUCUGAAAAAUGUUAGAGCUAAGUAUAGUGAUUGUGAACUUUCUAUUGUAUAAUAUUCUGCAAUAUAACAAUUCCUUACAUGUGUGAGGUCCUGCUAACUUUCAAAUUUCAUUAAAUGUUGGCACUAGGAGUCAUCAGAUCUAGCCUUCAUCAUUUUCCAGUGAGAAGCAGAGACCCAAAGGGCCUGUCACUUGUGCUUGGUCAGGGGGCUGUCUGUCAUGCCCGGAGGCUCUUCGGCAUACUUCCCCCUCUUUACCUUCUGCCACCGUGGCUUCCAAGCACCUCUGUUCAUGGAACAUCUCUGAAAUUGAGUCUUGGUCAUGACUUAUCCCAAAGUAGAGCGAUGUGUUUCCUCUCAUUUUAGUUUCAGGACUUUGUCAGCACAAGCUCUGCCCUAGGCUUGUUACUUUAUACUCAUAUCCUGAAAGAUGUGGUUUCAUCUAUGAAGGGGCAAAAUAUUGGUUUGUAUUUAAUUUUUUUAAAUAAAAGUUAUCCCUAUAUUGACUCUCAUGCCUGUUAAUAUCUACACUGUAAAUAGUGACUUCAAAAAAAAUUCUAAGAUAGGUAGUCAAGAGAGUUUGCCAUUAUAAAACAUGUCUUAAUAUGGAAUAUCGACCUAACUGGAGAUGAUGUAAUUAAUUACCAAAAUGUUGAAAAUGUUUUGAGAACCCUUCCCAUUUUGGGGUAUUGCUUGUUCAUUUGGAUUUGGUAAGUCCUUGCUGUUCAGUUUCAAUACCAACUUGGGUCACACUGUUCACAUCAGGGGAGACCUUGCCUUGGGGACAUAGGCAGGCUGCUUGCAACUUGUGCUAUUGACCUUCUGUCUUGUGGGACUAUCUCUCCUGCAUCUGCUACCUGCCCACAGAUGGUGUGAGAGGGAGGGUUGAUGGCGGGAAGCCAGAAAGUAAAUGUCAUCAUGGUAUUAGCCAGGCUUUUACUUCAACUCUUUUUGUGGCCUUAGAUUUAAGGAAGCAGGGAGCGUGGCCAAUGUUGAGUCUUGGCCCAGUGGACAUAGUGCCUUGAGCACUGCCCAGGUGCAGGACCUGCACAUGUUACAGGUUUGCCAGGAGUCUUUUUUUUUUUUGAGCUAGAGUCUCGCCCUGUUGCUCAAGCUGAAGUACAGUGGUGCAAUCUCAGCUCACUGCAACCUCCGCCUCCCAGGUUCAAGUGAUUCUCGUGCCUCAGCCUCCCAGGUAGCUGGGAUUACAGGCGUGCGCCCCCAUAUGCAGCUAAUUUUUGUGUAGUAAAGAUGGAGUUUCACCAUGUUGGCCAGGUUGGUCUCGAACUCCUAGCCUCAAGUGAUCCUCCCUCUGCCCUCGCUUUGGCCUCCCAAAGUACUGGUAUUACACACCUGGCCAAGAGCCUCACUCCUGUGUACAUCUUUAGUGAUUGCACUGAAGUAGGCCUUAUUUUUUGCAGUCAUGCUAAUGACAAGUUAGUCAACAUUCACUAAUUGACAUUCAUUAAAAUAGGUCUCUGAGGUGAGGCAUAACCUUGGGGUGUAAUCUGUAUUUCACAAUCUUUGGGGAAACUGAAAGUACCAUCUCAUUUGCAUGAAGUGACUCUACACUGGCCCUGUAUGUGGACUCUGGUAAAAUGUGAGUGUAAUACAGAGGAAAUAGGUAAGACCCCCUUAUCUAGAACUCUAAACAGCAGCGGGGGGCAUUACAAACCACUAGCUAUUCAAAUAUCUUUUGCACUGUAUUGGUUCCCCUAUUGAAUAUAAAUAUUUGAAGUAUAAUAACUGUAUACUGUAGGUGGGCUUUUGAGUGCUCUAAAUAUCUAAUAGCUAAAUUGAAAUAAGUAGAAAUAUAAACAAAAUUUUGCAGCUUUCUGUAAUAUGUUUACACUCAAAUUAUAAGCAGCUAAUUCUAAAAAGAUGUCAUAAACUAUUGAAAACUAUAGUAUUUUAUAUAUAAUUAUAUGUUCAUGUAUUUGAACGCAAUAUAAUUUUAACUGAAAUGCUUUGAAUAAAGUAUACUCUAAAU
Molecule: messenger RNA, 6598 nt
Organism: Rhinopithecus roxellana (golden snub-nosed monkey)
Lineage: Eukaryota; Metazoa; Chordata; Mammalia; Primates; Cercopithecidae
Gene: LRPPRC
Product: leucine rich pentatricopeptide repeat containing
Exons: 38
Coding region: 59-4273 (1404 amino acids)
Molecular function (GO): protein binding
Source: RefSeq, a predicted model, not a curated record